AGUGGCAGGAGAGGCCAGCCAACCAGCCAAGUCUCAGGGGGUCCUUGCCUGGAGGCAGAGUCCAUAUACAAGGUUCAGUCCAGUCCUAAGGGCAGGAGCAUCUCAGCUCAGGUAGUCAGAUGGUCCGGGGGUCAAGAAAGCUGAGGAUCCAAGGUCAAGAGAAGCAAGAAGCAGCAAGGUUUGACUGAAGCAGGAAACCCUGCCUAAGAAAGCUGGAGCCAGCUGGUUCACAUCAGGAGCAAGAAGGCAGCAGCAGGUGGAGUCACUCUGCCUUCUGCUUCUUCAGGCUGCUGCUCAGCAGGUGAAGCCGAUUCCUGGCCCAUGACAAAUGGGUUGAAGAAGAAACCUGAAGGAAGAGGCCUGAGACAGGACCAGUUCCAGGUGUCGUUUGCAGGGGUUGGGCAGCAGUAUGCCAUUGGGUUGCUCUCUGAUAGGGUAGUGGGGUGGGGGAGCUGCUCCUUGGAAGCUGCACAGCAGCAGGGUUUGGCAACACGCCCUUCCAGGGGGCUUGCAGCCCUGGUGGCUUUCCAAGGAUGUCCACUGCUGCCAACCAUCUGCUUGUGAUAUCUGAACAACCCUUUACAACUGCAGUCCCCAACAAAUACCUCCUUUAGCACCCACCAAGGCACCGCUGCCCCUUCUGUUUUUUAAUGGUGUGCAGGUAUAGUUUGUUUGUUUGUAAAUGUUGACCUUGGGGGGGCAGGUUCCCUUUCUUGCCUGUGUUUUAUAUAUUUUUAGGGUGUUGGUGUUUUGCCUGUUUGGGUAGGGGUGGGAUCUGGGCACUGUCAAAUUUUCUUCUGUGCAUUAUGUGUCCAUCGUGGUUUAUUGAAUUCCACAUUUGCUCCUCAGUUCAAAAAAGUUGGAGCCCCCUGUUUUAUAGUAUUACACUUCCUUCUGGAAGCACCCCCCCCCCCCACUUUUUACUGAGCAAAUACAUAACAUUCUCACAAUAUCUUUCCUUGCCUUCCUGUAUUUUCCCUGUGCUAUUUUCAUCCUUUUUUCAGAGCACAGAAAAAGCCAACUGUUUUGGGGAGACCAGACUGCCUUGGUGCUACCUUUUCAUUUUUUAAAAACAGGUGUGGGGAGCCUGAAGCCCAGGGGCUGGAUGCGGCCCUCCAUCCCUCUCCCCAAGCCACACCCCCUCCUCAGACCACACCCCUUUCCCAGGCCACACCCCUCUGGGGUUCUGGUAUGUGUCCUUGAAGUGCAAUCCUAUCCCCGCUCAUUCCCGGAGGUCAUCUGGAGAAGCGAGAGAGGAGCUGGGCUCCUCCGCUUCCAGGCUGCAGAGAUGCAGCAGGAACCCUCACUUCCAACUGCUUGAAGCUUUUUUGCCUUGUACUGUUUUAAAUUAUGUGUGAUGGUUUUUUUGCUGUACACUACCAUGAUAUCAAAAUACAGUGGUACCUUGGUUCUCAAACUUAAUCCGUUCCGGAAGUCCAUUCCAAAACCAAGGUGCGCUUUCCCAUAGAAAGUAAUGCAAAAUGGAUUAAUCCAUUCCAGACUCUUUUUUUAAUAGAUUUUUUAUUAAAGGUUUAAAUAAAACAUACUAUCUUAAAAUAUAUCAUCCUUAACCCCCCCAUUUCCCCCCUCCCUCCCAUAAAACAACCCACCUCCCCACCCGACUUCCCUCAGUUCCAAUCUCUGGUUUCUCUAUGAAUGCUAUUCUCUGCAUAUUCCAGAUUUGUAUAGAUCCUUAAUUUGUCUAGCUGUUUGUUAUCAAUAAAAAGUUUUUGAUUGUUUAUUCAAAACCUGCCAAGAAGUCCAAUUCACUUUGUUGCAUCUUUAAGUACUUUGUAAAAGGUUCCCAUUCAUCUUUAAAGCCACAGUUAUCCUUGUCCCAUAGUUUGUGUGUCAGUUUUGCCAGUUCUGCAUAGUCCAUCAGUUUCUCUUGCCAUACUUCUUUCAUCAGAGUUUCCUCAGUCUUCCAUCCUUGUGCUAUUAAGACUCUCGCAGCCGUUGUCGCAUACAUGAAGAUGUUUUUCAGCUUCUUUGGCAGGUCUUUCCCUACAAUCCCUAGCAAAAAUGCUGCAGGUUUUUUGACAAAUGUUAGAUGGAACAUUUUCUUCAAUUCAUUGUAUAUCAUUUCUCAAUUUUUAAAAAUUAAAUUACAAUCCCACCACAUAUGAUAAAAAGUACCCUCCUUUUCCUUGCACUUCCAACAUAUAUUUGAGCUAGCUUUGUACAUUUUCCCUAGCUGCACUGGUGUCAUAUACCAUCUGUACAUCAUCUUCAUAUAAUUCUCCCUCAGCAGAGAACAAUCUGUAAUUUUAGGUCAAUUUUUUAUAAUCUUUCCCAAUCUUCCAUCAUGAUGUUGUGACCUACAUCUUGUGCCCAUUUGAUCAUGACUGAUUUUACCUCUUCAUCUUUCGUCUCCCAUUCUAGCAGUAUGCUGUAUGUGGCCUUCAGUAAUUUCAAUUUCCCUUCAAUCACUUCGGUUUGAAACCUAGAUCUUGUAUAGCGAAAUCCUUUCUUACUAUCUUCUUUAUAUGUUUCGUUUAAUUGUUCAUAGUGCAACCAACCGGAAGUCCGUUCCAAAACCAAGGUGCGCUUUCCCAUAGAAAGUAACACAAAAUGGAUUAAACUGUUCCAGACUUUUAAAAACAACCCCUAAAACAGCAAUUUAACAUGAAUUUUACUGUCUAACAAGACCAAUGAUCCAUAAAAUGAAAGCAAUAAUCAGUGUUCUGUACUAUAAAAUAAAUAAGACGGCAUUGUAGAUGAUAAAAAUUAAAAUUAAUUUUUUUCUUACCUGCGCUGAUGAUAGUCGUUGUUUGGAUGAGGAGCUUUUAUCCAUUUCCGCAGUCACACAAUCCAUCAAUCAUAAAACAAAAAACAAGCCACAGGCACAAAAAUGAAAAAGCCACACAAACAAAAACACAAAAAUAGCAAAAACAAAAGCACCAAAUAUCACCUCAGAACACUGCAAUCAGAAACGGAAGGCUUUAAUUACGAUGGGGGGGGACUUAAAUGAGCUGCGCAAGGGUAAAAGUGAAAGCUCAGGAGCCUGUUCAGCUUCCGAGGCAAAGUUCGAAAACUGGAACACCUACUUCCUUGUUUGCAGCUUUCGAGUUCCGAGUUGUUUGGGAACUAAGCUGUUCGAAAACCAAGGUACCACAUUUGCAGAAUUCUACUCCAACCUAUACACCUCCCAUAACCCACCAGAGAAGGAAAUCAGAACAUUUCUAGCAGGACUGACCAUGCCUACCCUAACUGAUGAGGAACAGGAAUUCAUGGACAGCCCUAUCACCCCAGAGGAAAUAGACGCGGUCCUCAAAAACCUGAAACCACACAAAGCCCCAGGCCCAGACGGCUUCACAGCAGAAUUCUAUAAGAAAUUCAAAGAACCCUUGAUGCCCUACAUGACCCGCCUAUUCAACGACAUCAUAAAAGGGGGCCCCAUCCCCAAAACCUGGACCCACUCCAAGAUAGUCUCCAUCCCCAAACCACUAAAAGACAGCCUCAAAGUAGAAUCAUACCGCCCAAUCUCAUUAAUAAACCAAGACUACAAGAUAUUCACAUCAAUCUUGGCCAACCGCCUAAAAAUCUUCCUACACAAGUUAAUAGCCCCAGACCAGACUGGCUUUGUCCCUGGCCGCAAUAUAACAGACCCCAUCAGGAAAUUACUGAACCUGAUCGAACACAGUAAGGCAACCAAACUCCCAUUGACAAUUAUGUCCCUAGACAUCCUCAAAGCCUUUGAUUGCUUGGAGUGGAAAUACAUACUAGCAGUACUAACAUGAAAUUCGGCCCCAACUUCCUACAAAUCCUCAAACAAAUAUACUCCCAAGCCUCAGCAAAAUGCAGAACUAACAAUAUGGAUUCUAACACUAUAGCUAUCCAAAGAGGCACGAAACAAGGAUGCCACUGUCUCCCUUCUUAUUUAUCCUGGCUCUGGAACCCCUAGCAAUCCGCAUCCGAGCAGCCACAGACAUCAAGGGAGUGGAAAUAAAAGGCAGAACCUAUAAAUUAGGGCUCUUUGCAGAUGACCUAAUGGUCACAACACCAGACCCCAUAAGCACAGCAACCUCCCUAAUCAGAGAACUCAACACAUUUGCAAUGGUGUCGGGCCUACAGGUAAAUUUUACAAAGUCAGAAGCUAUGUGCUUCAACACCCCUCCUCACACCCAAAAAGAACUCACGAAGGUCACCAAAAUAAAACUUUGCCACACCAAGUUCAGAUACCUAGGGGUACAAAUAACCAGAAACCUCAAUAAAUUGUACCUCCACAACUACAAGCCCCUGUGGCGACAAAUUAACAAAGACCUAAAGAGAUGGAAUAACAUGAACUUCACUCUCUCAGACAAAAUAGCCAUGAUCAAAAUGAUCACACUCCCAAAACUAAUCUACCUAUUCCAAACCCUCCCAAUCUGGAUCCCUCAACCCAACUUCGCAGUUGGCAGAGAAAACUACACUCUUUCAUCUUCUCACAUAAAAACCAAGAAUAAGCCCCAAAUACCUGCACCUCCCCACCUCAGAAGGAGGAUGGGGAAUCCCCAACAUAGAAGCAUAUUACAAUGCCAACCAAAUACGCCACAUAAUCCCAUAUAUACUAGAAGAUGAGACAAAACAAUGGGUACACCUAGAGAGGGACACAAUUGAAAACACCUGCACCACAACAUACCCACUCCUCCCAAACAAACUAAAGAAAAUUCCCACAACACUUAACAGGUACACACAGACCAUGCUCAAAGCAUGGAAAACACAAAUAGGCAAACUAUCCCCAACCCCAUCCCCACUAAUCCCCCUGGCGUACCACCCAUUAUUCCACCAUGCAGCACAAAACCUCAAGAUAAAAACCUGGCGAACCAAAGGCUUAUAUCGCCUAAUAGACUUUUAUAAAAAUAACAAACCCUUGUCAACACAAGAAAUACAAGACAAACUAGAAGACACCCAAAUGCCCUGGUUAACACAACACCAACUACAUGCCCUCUUAAACAACCCAACAGUAAAAUCAGCAGCAACUAGGCCCCUGACAACCUUUGAAAACCUCCUCCUAACAACAAAGGGAAACGGUAAAGGGACGGUAUCCGCAAUAUACAAAACACUACUCCGAAAACCAAGGUACCACUGUACUUUUAACGGAACCCAUAGACCAAGAGGCAGCCAAUGCAGGCGGAACAAGUUUGGUUAUAUUCUACUAUCUUUGAGUUCCAGGCAACUGCUUUACUGAUUCCGUAGGGGCUGUAUGGCAGCACCAUUUCCCACCAGAUGACAUUUCUAGGCUGUUUCUAAAAGCAAGUCCAAACAGAGCAUUGCAGCAAUUCAGUCUAGAAGUAAGUACUUGAGGAAAUAAGUAGAAUAAUAGAAUUGUAGUUUUGGAAGGGACCCUGAGGAUCAUCUAGUCGAGGCAGGUGAUUAGCUGUGGGAGGAGCUUAUCAGAGCUUGCAGGGCAGCAGUUGAAGAAGGAGCAAAAAGGGUUUUCUUGUGUGUGUGUGUGUGUGUGUGUGUGUUUCUUUGUGGCUGAUUGGCUGCUCUCCCUGUGCAAAGGUCAGAGGGGACAGGGUUUCUGUUGAGGCAGGUGAUUAGCUGUGGGAGGAGCUUAUCAGAGCUUGCAGGGCAGCAGUUGAAGAAGGAGCAAAAAGGGUUUUUGUGUGUGUGUGUGUGUGUGUGUGUGUGUGUUUCUUUGUGGCUGAUUGGCUGCUCUCCCUGUGCAAAGGUCAGAGGGGGCAGGGUUUCUGUUGAGGCAGGUGAUUAGCUGUGGGAGGAGCUUAUCAGAGCUUGCAGGGCAGUGGCGCACUCAGUUUGAUCCAUCUUUUAGAUUUACGGGAGCUAGUCUCAAACGUUUGUUGGGGGAGACCUAGGUUUUUUUGUGGGGGGAGUUAUUUUUCCUGUCUUCACGCUUUUUAUGAUGGAGGACCACUGUAGCCACCCCCAACGACACGUUCUCAAGAUGGAGGGGGAGGGAACAGCUGCAGUCGCCUGCGGUUCCUGCGCAAUGUUUGCCAUCUUGCCAAAGGUUGCAGGCAGCUUUACCUGCAGCAAUUGCAUGUUGAUUGCCCUCUUAAAAGACAAAGUCCAGCAACUGGAGGAACGUGUAGCUACGCUCCAAAGAAUUAGAGAGCUGGAGCUCUUCUUGGAAGCAACAGAGCACACCGUCUCCACCAAGGAGGAGACAGGGGACUACCCAGACACCGACGCUAGUUCACCAACACAGGAGCCAGAUAUAUGGAGAAACGUGACUCAAAGAAGUAGGAGGCCCAGGGUUCGCUCUGAUUGUUUAGAAAUACACAAUCGCUUUGAGGUCCUCUCCCCUAGCAUGGAAGACGAAGAGCAGACUCCAUUUGAGGAUCUCCCCUCAUUACAGUCGAUCAGGUAUAUGAAGACGAGCAGCAAAGUCAGUCCUCAGGGAAUGUGCAGGCGACCUUGGAGCGGACAGCUCACGGAAGAACCCCGACCAAACCUAAGAGGAGGCGUGUAGUGGUGAUAGGGGAUUCCCUACUGAGGGAACAGAAGCAGUGAUCUGUGGGCCUGACAAGAUGUCUCGGGAAGUGUGCUGUCUCCCGGGGCUAAGAUCCAAGAUGUAACUGAACGACUGCAAGGAAUCAUAAAACCCACUGACAAAUACCCCUUCCUCUUGGUUCAUGUGGGAACCAAUGACACUGCAAGCAAUAGCCUCCAGAAGAUCAAAAGAGACUACGAGGCUCUGGGCAGGAAAUUGAAGCAAUUAAAUGCACAAAUUGUGAUCUCAUCUGUCCUCCCAGUUGAACGACGUGGCCCAGGGAGAGAGGGGAAAAUAGUGGAAGUGAACAGCUGGCUUCGCAAAUGGUGUAAACAGGAACGGUUUGGAUUCUUAGAUCACGGACUGCAGUUUCUUGAAGAUGGACUUCUGGCAAGCGAUGGGCUGCACCUCACAACGGUUGGGAGAAAUGUUUUUGCCAAAAAUCUCAGAAACCUCAUCAGGAGGGCUUUAAACUGACUAAUGUGGGGAGGGAGACAGUGCUCCUGAAGGUAGGAGUCUAUCAAUUGAUGAAGAUGAUCAUCCAAAUGUCAUAGACCAAAUGGAGCAAACAGCACACAGACCUAGUGGUGGGAGGAAAAAAUCCUUAAAUAAGAGUCACGGGGGAAUGAUUAAUGGACUUCAAUGUCUGUACACUAAUGCGCAAAGAAUGGGAAAUAAACAAGAUGAGCUUGAGCCCUUGGUACAGCAAACUAAAUAUGACAUAAUAGGCAUCACUGAAACCUGGUGGGAUAAGUCCCACAAUUGGAAUGUAAUAAUGGGGGGAUACAAUCUAUUUCAGAGAAACAGACCAGACAAGAAAGGAGGAGGAGUGGCGUUAUAUGUCAGGGAUGUGUAUACCUGUGAAGAGAUCCAAGAUUUAGAACCUCAAAGCCAAAGUGAGAGCAUUUGGGUCAAAAUUAAGGGAGAGAAGAAUAACAGUGACCUCAUUGUGGGAGUUUACUAUAGAUCCCCAAGCCAAACGGAGGACAUAGAUGAUGCCUUCCUGGAACAGAUGGCCAAGCAUGCAAAAGGAAGGGAGAUAGUAGUAAUGGGGGACUUCAAUUACCCGGAUAUUUGUUGGAUGUCAAACUCAGCCAAGAGCAUAAGGUCAAACAGAUUCCUCACUGGCCUUGCAGACAACUUCAUUGUGCAGAAAGUGGGAGAAGCAACAAGAGGAACAGCCAUUUUAGAUCUGGUCCUAACCAAUGUUGAUGACCUGGUUAGUGGGGUAGAAGUGGAAGGAUCAUUAGGCGCGAGUGAUCAUGCUCUUCUGAAGUUUACUAUACAGCGGAAAGGAGUAGCCAAGCAUACUAGGACUCAAUUUCUUGACUUUAAGAAAGCUGACUUCAUAAAACUUAGGGAAGUGCUGGGUGAGAUCCCAUGGACAGUAAUACUAAAAGGAAAGGGAGUUCAUGAUGGCUGGGAGUUUGUUAAGAGGGAGAUACUAAAAGCACAACGUCAGGCAAUACCAAUGAGACGGAAACAUGGAAGGUGCCUAAAGAAGCCAGGGUGGCUAUCUAAAGAGCUUUUAACUGAGUUAAGAUUAAAGGAUGUGUACAAAAAAUGGAAAAGGGGCGAAACCACCAAAGAGGAAUUCAAACAAAUAGCCAGCACGUGUAGACACAAAGUCAGAAAAGCUAAAGCACAGAAUGAACUCAGGCUUGCUAGAGAUGUUAAAAGCAACAAAAAAGGCUUUUAUGGGUAUGUUCGUAGCAAAAGGUAGAACAAAGAAACAGUGGGGUCACUCAGAGGAGAAGAUGGUGAAGUGCAAACAGGGGACACAGAAAGAGCUGAACUCCUCAAUGCCUUCUUUGCCUCAGUCUUCUCCGAUAAAGAAAACAAUGCCCGACCUGAAGAAUUUGGAGCAAAUGAUUCAGCAAAGGAAACACAGCCCAGAAUAACUAAGGAGAUAGUACAAGAAUACUUGGCUAGUUUAGAUGUAUUCAAGUCUCCAGGGCCAGACGAACUGCAUCCAAGAGUAUUAAAAGAACUGGCAGAUGUGAUCUCAGAACCACUGGCAGUCAUCUUUGAGAAUUCCUGGAGAACAGGCGAAGUCCCGGCAGACUGGAGGAGGGCAAAUGUUGUCCCUAUUUUCAAAAAGGGGAAAAGAGAGGACCCAAAUAAUUACCGCCCAGUCAGUCUGACAUCAAUUCCAGGAAAGAUUCUGGAGCAGAUCAUUAAGCAAACAGUCUGUGAGCACCUAGAAAGGAAUGCUGUGAUCACCAAUAGUCAGCAUGGAUUUCUGAAAAAUAAGUCAUGUCAGACUAACCUGAUCUCGUGUUUGACAGAAUUACAAGCCUGGUAGAUGAAGGGAACGCAGUGGAUGUAGCCUACCUUGAUUUCAGCAAGGCAUUUGACAAGGUGCCUCAUGAUAUUCUUGUAAAGAAGCUGGUAAAAUGUGGUCUUGACUAUGCUACCACUCAGUGGAUUUGUAACUGGCUGACUGACCGAACCCAAAGGGUGCUCAUCAAUGGUUCCUCUUCAUCCUGGAGAAGAGUGACUAGUGGGGUGCCACAGGGUUCUGUCUUGGGCCCGGUCUUAUUCAACAUCUUUAUCAACGACUUGGAUGAUGGACUCAAGGGCAUCCUGAUCAAAUUUGCAGAUGACACUAAAUUGGGAGGGGUGGCUAACACCCCAGAGGACAGGAUCACACUUCAAAACGACCUUGACAGAUUAGAGAACUGGGCCAAAACAAACAAGAUGAAUUUUAACAGGGAGAAAUGUAAAGUAUUGCACUUGGGCAAAAAAAUGAGAGGCACAAAUACAAGAUGGGUGACACCUGGCUUGAGAGCAGUACAUGUGAAAAGGAUCUAGGAGUCUUGGUUGACCACAAACUUGACAUGAGCCAACAGUGUGACGCGGCAGCUAAAAAGCCAAUGCAAUUCUGGGCUGCAUCAAUAGGAGUAUAGCAUCUAGAUCAAGGGAAGUAAUAGUGCCACUGUAUUCUGCUCUGGUCAGACCUCACCUGGAGUACUGUGUCCAGUUCUGGGCACCACAGUUCAAGAAGGACACCGACAAACUGGAACGUGUCCAGAGGAGGGCAACCAAAAUGGUCAAAGGCCUGGAAACGAUGCCUUAUGAGGAACGGCUAAGAGAGCUGGGCAUGUUUAGCCUGGAGAAGAGGAGGUUAAGGGGUGAUAUGAUAGCCAUGUUCAAAUAUAUCAAAGGAUGUCACAUAGAGGAGGGAGAAAGGUUGUUUUCUGCUGCUCCAGAGAAGCGGACACGGAGCAAUGGAUCCAAACUACAAGAAAGAAGAUUCCACCUAAACAUUAGGAAGAACUUCCUGACAUUAAGAGCUGUUCGACAGUGGAAUUUGUUGCCAAGGAGUGUGGUGGAGUCUCCUUCUUUGGAGGUCUUUAAGCAGAGGCUUGACAACCAUAUGUCAGGAGUGCUCUGAUGGUGUUUCCUGCUUGGCAGGGGGUUGGACUCGAUGGCCCUUGUGGUCUCUUCCAACUCUAUGAUUCUAUGAUUCUAUGAUUCUAGUCCAACCCGCUGCAAUGCAGGAAUAUGCAGCUGUUCCAUACAGAGAUUAAACCUGCAACCUUGGCACUAUGAGCACCACACUAUAACCAACUGAGCUUGAGAUCUUCUCCAUGAGAACAAGCAUUAUGGUAUUCUUAUGGAGAAAGAGAGUGCUAGAACAACCAUUUUAAUUCUGCAUUCUGCUGAUUUUGGAAAUGUGAUGCCUUAGCAGCACACAAAGGCUCAGGUGCAGAGGCACCUUCUACGUCCUCAUGUAGCAGGUGAGCUGAGCUGUGCCUUACUGUUAGAAGAACCUGACUUUGCAGUCAGGUUAUAAAAUGGAAGGCACAUCAGUGGAUCAUGGGAAUUUUAGUUUUCAAAAAAGAGUAGAUGCUGGAAAUUGAGCCCCUCAGGUCGGAAGGCGUCCAACAUGCUACUGAGGAAGAUGGACAGGUCAUAGUGGAGAGUUUUGACCAAACGUGAUCCACCUGAAGCAGGAACCGGCAAGCCACUCUGGUAUCCCUGCCAAGAAAACUCCAUGGACCAAGACAACAGGCAUAUAAAGCUUAUGACACUGGAAGAUGAGUCCCUCAGGUCCCAAGGCGUCCAACAUGCUACUGAGGAAGAGCGGAGGACAAGUACAAGUAGAUUCAGAGCUGAUGAAGCGGCUGGGCCAAAGCCGAAAGGUCACUCAGUUGCGGAUAUGCCUGGAAGCGAAAGAAAAGUCCAAUGCUGUAAUGAAAAAUAUUGCAUAGGAACCUGGAAUGUAAGAACUAUGAAUCUUGGUAAGUUGGAUGUGGUAAAAAAUGAGAUGGCAAGAAUAAAUAUUGACAUCCUGGGCAUCAGUGAAUUAAAAUGGAUGGGAAUGGGCGAAUUCAGUUCGGAUGACAAUCUACUACUGUGGGCAAGAAUCCCGUAAAAGAAAUGGAGUGGCCCUCAUAGUCAACAAAAGAGUGGCGGGAGCUGUACUGGGAUGCAAUCUCAAAAAUGAUAGAAUGAUCUCGAUACGAAUCCAAGGCAGACCUUUUAACAUCACAGUAAUCCAAGUUUAUGCACCAACCACUGGUGCUGAAGAAACUGAAAUUGACCAAUUCUAUGAAGACUUACAACACCUUAUAGAAGUGACACCAAAGAAGGAUGUUCUUCUCAUUAUAGGGGAUUGGAAUGCUAAAGUAGGGAGUCAAGAGACAAAAGGAACAACUGGCAAGUUUGGCCUUGGAGUUCAAAAUGAAGCAGGGCAAAGGCUAAUAGAGUUCUGCCAAGAGAACAAGCUGGUCAUCACAAACACUCUUUUCCAACAACACGAGACGACUCUACACAUGGACAUCACCAGAUGGGCAGCAUCGAAAUCAGAUUGAUUAUAUUCUCUGCAGCCAAAGAUGGAGAAGCUCUAUACAGUCAGCAAAAACAAGACCUGGAGCUGACUGUGGCUCAGAUUAUCAGCUUCUUAUAGCAAAAUUCCAGCUUAAACUGAAGAAAGUAGGAAAAACCACUGGACCGGUAAGAUACAAUAUAAAUCAAAUCCCUUAUGAAUACACAGUGGAAGUGAGGAACAGGUUUAAGGAUUUAGAUUUGGUGGACAGAGUGCCUGAAGAACUAUGGAUGGAGGCUCGUAACAUUAUACAGGAGGCAGCAACUAAAACAAUCCCAAUGAAAAGGAAAUGCAAGAAAGCAAAGUGGCUGUCCAACGAGGCCUUACAAAUAGUGGGGGAGAGAAGGCAAGCAAAAUGCGAGGGAGAUAGUGAAAGAUACAGGAAAUUGAAUGCAUAAUUCCAAAAAAUAGCAAGGAGAGACAAGAAGGCCUUCUUAAACGAGCAAUGCAAAGAAAUAGGGGAAAACUUAUGGCUUAUGUGUGUGGUACGGAAGCUGUACUACCCAGGACAGGAUGGGGUUGUGCAGGGUUGUUAAGGCAGCAGAGAGCAUUGUUGGCUGCCCACUCUCCACCUUAGAGCAGAUUUAUGCCACAAGGUGCCAUAGGAAGGCACUGGACAUAGUAAAAGAUCCAUCGCAUCCUGGUCACUGUCUCUUCGAGCUCUUGCCGUCGGGACGGAGAUACAGGACGAUGAAGACAAGAACGAGCCGUCUUAAGAACAGCUUCUUCUCCAGAGCGAUCUCGGCCCUGAAUGGGAAGCCCGGACUUUGAAAGUCAUCUAAUCUCCCUUGCUGUAUUAUACUGUAUUGUUUAAUUGGUGUUUUUAUGGAGCAGUCAAGUAAUUUCGUUGUCCCCGAAGGGGGCAAUGACAAUAAAGAUAUUAUUAUUAUUAUUAUUAAAAAAACAACAGGAUGGGAAGAACCAGAGAUCUGUUCAAGAAAAUUGGAGAUAUGAAAGGAACAUUUUGUACAAAGAUUACCAUAAUAAAGGACAAAAGUGGAAAGGACCUAACAGAAGCAGAAGACAUCAAGAAGAGGCGGCAAGAAUACACAGAGGAACUAUACCAGAAAGAUAUGGAUCUCGUACACCCCAGGUAGUGUGGUGCUGACCUUGAGCCAGACAUCCUGGAGAGUGAAGUCAAAUGGGCCUUAGAAAGCACUGCUAAUAACAAGGCCAGUGGAAGUGAUGGUAUUCUAUUUAAAAUUUAAAAAUUUAAACAAUGAUGCUGUUAAGGUGCUACACUCAAUAUGCCAGCAUCUUAAAAAGCAGAGACAUCACCUUGCCAACAAAGGUCCAUAUAGUUAAAGCCAUGGUUUUCCCAGUAGUGAUGUAUGGAAGUGAGAGCUGGACCAGAAAGAAGGCUGAUCGCCAAAGAAUGGAUGCUUUUGAAUGAUGGUGCUGGAGGAGACACACAACUCGCCCACAACUAUGGAGGGGUACGAAAGGCUGCUUCACUCCUUUUUUAGAGUUGUCCAGGAUAGCCUGACUUUCACAAAGCUUUUGGGCAGAAUUCUUCGCCCGAGGCCGCCGAAUAAACCGCGCAGUUCCUGCCCCCCGGAGAGCAGGCAGCGGAGGAAUCGGUUUGGCGUUGUCCCGACCGAGACGGGGCUUCCCUGAGGGCCGAGCGCUGAGGGGGCGCCUGGUGCCCACGGGGGAGCGGAAGGGCAAGCGGCCAAGCCUCUCCCAGGGCGGCCCCGGCCCGGCUCCGUGACGAGCGCGGCCCCUCGCCGCCCCCAGGAGGCCGGCCCGGAAAGGGGGCCGGGCGGCGGCGGCGGGAGUUUCCCCGACCCUCGUGAGCGGAGCCUUUCCCGGAACCGCCUCGGGGCGUAUAAACCUCGGGCGAGAGGCUUCGGGCGCCACAAGCGGAUGCUCCGGCGGCAGCCUGGCGGGACUGACUCGGCGUCGCCCGCGCCCGCUCCGCGCCAUGCCGCGCCCGCUCCGCGCCAUGCCGCGCCUGCCCGCCGCCCUCCUCCUGCUCGCCUCGGCCGCUUGCUCCGCCGCGCAAGGUAAGGGGGCGAAGGGAGUCGGCCUUCCGGGCGCCCCUGUCCGCCUGUCCCGCCGGUCCCGGGGCGGGCGAGGGCGAGGCUCGGAGGCCUAGACCGCGUGCUCGCCGUUUUAGAAGAAGGGGCGAAGGGUCAGAAAUGCACUCUCCGCAUGCUCAGAGGCACUUUCUCUGAGCCAGACUUCACAGGGUUGCGCCACGGCAUUGAAAAGAGGUUGGACAGGACUUGGAGAGGGCUUCUUUGAUUUCGGGCUCUCGGCUUUCCCCUGCUUGCUGGCCCCUCCAGGCUUGAGGAGGGAAGGGGGUGCCGUGAAUCGCCCAGCCUCCCCUUCUCUUGGGCGGAGGUGCAGGGUUGCACCUUUCUUAGCUGGGGGAAACCCUGAGUUUUGCUUGACCUUGGUGUGAUGCUUCCUGGAAUGAGAAAAGCAGCAGCAAUUCAUUUCUGGCUACUUUCACACAAACAGCUGAGUGUACUUUUUCCUCCUCGAACAUAUUUUUUUUUUACUCAUAAAGAAGGUACCUUCUGCCUGAUUCUGUGAGUGAACUGAUUAGUAUAUCUAUGGAAGGACUCAGGAGUGUGAGAAGUGAAUGAAAAUGAAUUCAUUCUAUGGUUCAUGAACUCUAGUAGUGCAAAAUUACAAGAAGGAAACAAGAAAGAUGUAAAUGCAGCUGGCUUCAAUUAAAAUUUCAGUUAGAGCAGAUGAAACAGACACAGUUGUGAAACUUUAAAAAAAAUUGCUAUGGUGCCAAAGUAUGAGUUCACAUUCACUAAGAGCAAAUCACAACAUACACACCAUUCCAAUCUCUGGUGGAAACAUUCUCUGGUUCUGUGAUUGUUUGGGUCCUGUUGGGCAGCCACCUCAAGCUCAGCUCAAUGUAGGUAAAAUGUCCAGGAGGGCAAAAGCCCAGGGUUCAAACACAUGCUUUGAAUGCAGAACAGCCCAGGUCCACUUCCUGGUAGAAUCACUAGCUAGAAGGAUCCCAGGUCCCAAGGCUGGAGAGUCACUAUCGAGACCUUGGAGAGAACUGCUAGGCAGAGGGCAGGUCUUCUGACUGGUCUCUGGGUUUGCAGCUUUCUGACUCCCAGCUGUUUUUAAAGCAACAUUUCUUUUUCUGUCUAAAAUUAGAAUGGUGAGAUGAAGAAAGCUAAACAAUAAGUAGACCUUUUUGUGUGUGUGUAAAAGGACGUGAUCAGAACUCAGUUCAGUUCUGGUACUAAAAAGAAAUCCCUAGAAGAAGAACAUGCUCAGAUCUUUAAUUCUAACUGUAUGUCUUUUGCACCUGCCUCUGGUUUGUAGAUCUUGGGGUUCUUAUUAAAAACAAGGUAUUUCUAACAAGCUUGAAGUUUGCCUACUCUUGGCCACUCUCUAGAUGAACCAGCUGUCUGACAGCUUCAUAUGUUCAUGUCCCCGGGCCCAGAGAGAAUUCUCUCCCAGCAUUGUGUUUGCAUUCUUGCUGCCUUGUAGAUAUCCACUGCAUUUGUCUUAAGAGUGGAGACACAGUUUUGCUUCACUGGUUCAGAGAACACAGCCUUUGGAAGCGGGUGCAUCUCUGGAGUUACAUAGAACAGAGAAUGGGGGGGGGGGAAUAGCUAACAAACCAACCCACAAAUUUAUAUAAUGAAAAUACUCAGCACUAAAGCCAUUUUGUACUUUAGUCUUCCUUGUGGAAUUCCAAAUGCCUAUUUUCCCUCAAUUCAAAUGACCCCUCUCCCCCAUAUGUAUUGAUGUAUGGGAGUUGAGAGGAGCUGGAUUGAGAUACACAGACAUAAUAUGCUCAUCAGAAAGGCAAGAUUAGUUGUGCACCAGGGGUGGGGAGCCAUUUUCAGCCUGAGGGGGACUGCAUGGCAAGGCCAGACGCAAAAGGUGAGCAGAGCAAUGGGUGUGACUCUAAUCUUUGCACAGAACGCGUUCCAGCCGCACAAGAAUCGGGGGUUUCCACACGCACGUCCUCCCUGUCCAGGCGCAUGGGAGGCAUCGUCACAGUUUAAGGCAGGGAAACGCACUGGGGGGUGGUUCAGAACAGGGCCAGAUAGAGGUUGUGGCCUGGGGAAACUCCCCAGAGACGAAGUCUGGAAUGCCCAGCCCUGAGCGGCACUCAGUGGCAAAUACAAGUUGCUGCCAUGUGGCUUUCAAAAACUUUUUCACUCUGAUACAGACAUGAUGCAGACCAUAUCAGUCUUGCCAUCUGGCAAGCCCAGGACCUCCGUACAAAUGCCCCAGGGAGGUCAUUUUGGUGCUGCUAACACAUUUUAAAAAUGCAGGAAGCAGUAGUUACCAGUUACCAGUUUCUGCAGCCACAGCAGACACUAUGAUUCUCCAGCAGUUUGACUUCACCCCUGGUGAUGCCUUCUCCCUCGAGACAAAUGGAUGCCAGCAACAACUCCUAGUUGUGUGUGCAGAGGAUUGCAACCCUAAUCAUGAAUGUUCGGCAUCACGUGUAGGUGCAUCCCUUUGCCAGACAAAACAGGCAGUGUUUGAUGACAGGCUUCCAAAAACUGGUGCCCUCCAGAUACUAGACUAAAAGAAUCAUAGAAUCAUAGGAUUUUAGAGUUGGAAGGGACCCUGAGGGUCAUCUAGUCCAACCCUCUGCAAUGCAGGAAUCUCAGCUAAAGCAGCCAUGACAGAUGGACCAUACAAUCUCUGCUUAAAAGCCUCCAACGAAGGAGCGUUCACCACCUCCUGAGGGAGAUUUCAACUCCCAUUGGUGAAUACAGUGGUACCUCGGGUUAUAAACACCUCGGGUUACAGACUCUGCUAACCCAGAAGUAGUACCUCUGGUUAAGAACUUUGCUUCAGGAUGAGAACAGAAAUCACGCAGCGGCGGCAGCAGGAGGCCCCAUUAGCUAAAGUGGUACCUCAGGUUAAGAACAGUUUCAGGUUAAGAACGGACCUCCAGAACGAAUUAAGUUUGUAACCCGAGGUACCACUGUAGUUAGGAAUGAUGGGAGUUGUAGUAGUUGGAAUAUCUAAAGGACAUCAGGUUGGGAGGCUUGGGCUACAGUAUUGAGUUUGCAUGUGGAAAGUCCAGAUUCAGCUCUGCCUCCCCACCUUCGCCAUGAAGGCUGCUCGUGUUUGUCACCUCUCCACUGCGCCAAAAUGCUUUUCUGAGUGGCAUUGUUAUAUACCCAACACAAACUUUUAUAUCCUUUUUGCCACACUCAGGGUUUUUUUUUGGGGGGGGGUAUAUUUUAGUGUCUGUGAAUUGUUGAGCACUUAACUUUCUCAAUGUGACUUAACUUAUUGAGUAGACGUUAUGAUAGACGUAUAGGGUUGCACUCUUAAAAAGUUGCUUUAAGCACCCUGCCAUGUUCACAGUUCAUAACUAAAAGGGGAUUUCUCCCUAUCAUUCUCCACUCCCAACCACAGCGAAUGUGAUUAUAGGGUCCAUGCUGAAUACUCCAUUGAGUCAUGAGGAAUCCUAGGUGUUCAGAGCUGGGGGGUAAGGUGGGCAAGGUUUGAAUUACGAUAUUACUCCUUUUGUGGGGGUGAAUAAGCUGCACUGUUACUGGGUUUUUUAAAGCAGUUAUCUUCCUAUUCUAAAUUAAGCUGUCAGCCUUAAAGUGGAACCCACCACCUCACAAAAUAAAAAUCCCAAUUCAUUUUUGACUUCACUCCUGAGGUGCACUCUUCCAUUGUCUCCUGAGACAGACAGAUGCCAACCAUACGAUACUUGUUUUCCCUUAUGGGACAAAUACUACUUUGGGAGGGAGGCAGUCUAAAGCUCUUCUUCAGCGCCCCCCCCCCCAGCUGCUAAGUUUUUGUUUUAAAGAGACAUCUAAUCACAGAUUCCCCAUAGUCCUUCAAAGUGUUUCCCCAAAACAAACAUCUGCUUAAGUGAGGUCCUGAGAAAUUAGCAUUUCACUCUGAGUUAUGUGAAUGGAAGUUUCCAGAUUGAAGGUCCCAGUACUAUUACCAGUAUUUCAGUUUAUUUGCAAAGUGAGAUUAUUGGGAUGGAAGGGUUAGAUGUAGAUAAGGAAUAUUUCUUCUGGGGAGAUAGCAACCACGACUGGACCUAACGAUCAGGGGUCCCUUUACUUUUACCUUUAUACGCAUGUUGGCAGAGUUAGGUUCCUCUGUGUUUUCUGCGGCUUGCGCUCCCUAGUCUGUGUGUUUGUGUAGCCUUGCAUUCCAAGGGUUUGAUGUAUUCCUCCUUCCCGCCCCAGUAUUUCUUCUUGUAAUUCACUUGGUGAGUUGAGCCAUUCCUGGAAAGGGUCUGAUUUUCUUUCAGCACUUAUCAGAAUAAGGAGCGGCAGGGAAUUCCUCUUCUUGAUCUACUGGCAGCAGUUUAAAGAGCAAGUCAAAAAGUGAGUCAUUAAACAAAGGAAAAAGGAAGCCUAAAAGUCUCCUCAAAGGAGAUUUAAAGUCACACCUAAAGCAUGUCUAUCACAGUGCCUCUGUUCUUAAUUCUCAGGAAUCAUGGGGGAGGGAGGAGAAGGCAUUGGUUCCUCGUACAGAAGCCUCUGUUUAAAAAUAGAAGCAAAAGGACUCCAGUAUUUCAAUGGCUAAUCAGUACCAUUAAUGGAUUUAAAUCAGGCAUAGGCAAACUCUGACUCUCCAGAUGUUUGGGACUACAAUUCCCAUCAUCCCUGACCACUGGUCCUGAUAGCUAGGGGUGAUGGGAGUUGUAGUCCCAAACAUCUGGAGGGCCGGAGUUUGCCUAUGCCUGAUUUAAAAUAUCAUUUGUUGUUGUUGGCAUCCGUCUGUCUCAAUGGACACAAUGGAGUGCGCCUCUUGGGGGGGAGUCAAACCGCUGGAGAAUCAUAGCGCCUGCUGUGGCUGCAGAGACUGGUAACUGGUAACUGCUGACUCCUGCGUUGUAUUUGCUGUGUUCGCAGCCCCGAAGUGACCUCUGUGGGGCACAAGCUUGGAUAGUAUGUAUGAAGGUCCUGGGCUGCCCAGACAACAAGACCCCCUCUCCCGGCCUCACUGAUGUGGUCCAAAGGAAAGCAGAGCGAUACUCUUGGUACCAGCUGGCUGCAAGAGUUGCCGGAAAGAGGCAUACAAGGCCAAAAUCUUUUGGACUCCACUCCUUGGUGUGUGGAGUACCUCAGGGUGCGAUACUCUCCCCGAUGCUUUUCAACAUCUUUAUGCGCCCCCUCGCCCAGCUUGUUCGGAGUUUUGGGCUGGGUUGCCAUCAGUAUGCUGAUGACACCCAACUCUAUCUGCUGAUGGAUGGCCAUCCUGACUCGGCCCCAGACACACUGACCAGAUGUUUGGAAGCUGUGGCUGGAUGGUUACGUGGGAGCCGGUUGAAGCUAAAUCCUUCGAAGACAGAGGUCCUGUGGCUGGGACGGGACGAUAUGGUAUUGGGGGGGCAACUCCCAUCUCUUGCGGGGGCGCAAUUAAUGCCAGCACCGUCCGUUAAGAGUUUGGGUGUAAUCUUCGACACCUCCCUUUCCAUGGAGGCACAGAUGGCAGCUACAACAAAGGUGGCAUUUUUCCAUCUCCGCCAAGCUAAGCAGUUGGCUCCUUACCUCUCUUGCCCUGACCUAGCCACUGUGAUCCACGCGACAGUCACCUCCAGACUGGAUUAUUGUAACUCGCUCUACGUGGGGCUGCCCUUGAGACUGACCCAGAAACUCCAGCGGGUCCAGAAUGCUGCAGCGAGACUCCUUACGGGGUCUUCGCUGCGAGAUCACAUUCACCCGGUGCUAUACCAGCUGCACUGGCUCCCGGUGGAGUACAGGAUCAGGUUUAAGGUGCUGGUUUUAACCUUUAAAGCCCUAUACGGCCUAGGACCUACGGGACCGCCUCUCCUGGUAUGCCCCACAGAGAAACAUACGGUCUUCAAAUAAAAACAUCUUGAAGGUCCCAGGCCACAGAGAAGUUAGGCUGGCCUCAACUAGAGCCAGGGCUUUUUCGGCUGUGGCUCUGAUCUGGUGAAACACUCUGUCACAAGAGACCAGGGCCCUGCGGGACUUGACAUCUUUCCACAGGGCCUGCAAGACAGAGCUGUUCCACCAGGCCUUUGGCCAGGGCACAGCCUGACUCCCUUCCUCGGCAAUCUUCGCGGAGCUCUGGCCCAAUGGUUGCCAGUGGCUUGAAUUAAUUAACUUUAUAAUGAAUGAUUUUAGAGUGUUGUUUAUGCUGUACUUUUGUAUUGUUUUAUUGUUGUUAGCCGCCCUGAGCCCGGCUUCGGCUGGGGAGGGCGGGAUAUAAAUAAAAUUUAUUAUAUUAUUAUUAUCUGAAUUUGUGUAGGGUUUCCUCCUUCUCCUGAAUAUGUCCUGUGAUGCAGCAGGUAUGGAUUUCUUGUCAGGGUUUAUGCCCAAAGCCUUUCUCAUGAAUGAGUAUAACCACAAGGCAGUGGAGGUUUAGGAUCAGAGUUUCCUGCUCCUAGAUGGGCUGCCUUCCCAGGUUGAUGAUCCCCAUCUGCCCCUCAUUUCCCUCUACAGCACGUGCAGAAAACACAUUCUUGACCAUUGUGUCCACUAUUGGUUUCCUCCACUUAAUCUGCCAGAGCCUGUCUUCACAUGCAGGGGAAGUCCCAUUGGGUACCCUCAUGUGGUUAAGCUGGCCAGUCAAAGCCAUUUCUGGGGUGUGGCCGCUGUCACAUGCCAACAGCUUCAAGGAGCCACAGGAGAGAGCUGGGUGGGGAUCAAAGGUGGACAAACUACCCCAGAAGGAGCACAGAAUUGUAGAGUUAGAUUAUGAGGAUAGUCUAGUCCAACCCCCUGCAGUGUAGGAAUAUUUUGCCCAACGUGGGGCUCAAACCCACAACCCUGAGUCUCAUGCUUUAUCAGCUGAGUUAUGUUUCCUGCUGAGGGAAAUGGCUGUUUCCCAUGAGGUUGGACCCUCAGUCGUGCCAGAAAUUCAGAGCUAAUAUGAGGGUAAUUAGUCCUGCCAACCUCUCCUGGGUAGGAGAGGGCUGUCUCACCCGCGGAGUCCGUUAUCUGGCCGCUGCUGCAACUACAACAACAACAAUUUAUUAUUUGUACCCCGCCCAUCUGGCUGGGUUUCCCCAGCCACACUGGGCGGCUUCCACAAAGACCAAAAAUACACUAAUAUGUCAUCCAUUAAAACAAGAUGUGGCGGCAGAGGACUUUGGGUGCCAAGCCUGGCACAGAAACUGGGCACUCUCUGGAGUCAUUCUCUAGAGCAGGGACACCUGUUUCUUAAAAAUUAAUAAGAUUUGGCUAAAAACAGGCGUAUUCUGGACUGAAGGAGAUAAGGGAAACAAUCUGUGGAACUGCAGAGUUCACCUUAUUGAGUUCUCCUUAUUUGGUAUUACUACUUUCUUUCUUUUGCCUUUUCCUUGCUUCUUUUUCCCCACUGUAAUCUCACCAUUUUAUUGCUUCUUAUUGGGGUUUUUUAAAUUAAGAACUAUUUAGUAUUGCAUUUUUGUACAUGUUGUAUCUAUUGUGUUUUCUUUUUUUUUGUACAUUUUUAUUGAUUUUUUAACAUAUCAUUUCCAACAAUCAUUUAACAUAAAUUCUUAUCUUAUACAAUAUUUUAGACUUCCAUCAACAGCCUCUGAAGAUUUUCCAUACUUUGUCAUUUAUUCUGUAUUUCUUAGAAUCAUAGAAUCAUAGAGUUGGAAGAGACCACAAGGGCCAUUCUCUAUUACUUUUAAUUAUCAUUAACUAUUAAUUCUCUUCAUAAUCUUCAUUGCGAUAUUUCACACAUUCCUCCUUACAGAACUUCUUGAAGUCCUACUAGCAUAAUCUGUUUAUUACAAUUGCUUUUUAAAUAGUUCAAAUAUUUACUCCAGUCUUCUAAGAAUCUCUGAUCCCGCAGGUUUUGAAUCCUUCCUGUUAAUUUAUCUAAUUUUGCAUAGUCCAUUAACUUCAUUUGCCACUCUUCUUUGUCGGUAAUUCUUCUUGUUUCCAUUUCGUAUCUAUUGUGUUUUCAGGUGCUCAACAAGAGGACUACUACUUGAGGAUUUGGCCAGAAAAGCCUGUAGUGAAGUAUGGAGAUUCCAUGGUAUUAAACUGCAGUUCCAACUGUGUGAACAUUGGCUUGGAGACCAGCUUACAGACCGUUGCUGCAGGGACUGGGCCUACUUGGAAAGCCUUCAAUCUCACCAGUGUUACUGAGUGGGAACCAAAGCCGUUGUGUUUUGCUACCUGUGGGGGGACAGAGCCGAAAUAUCAGAGGAUAACCACCACAGUUUACCGUAAGUCAUAUACUGGGCAGUGCUGGAAUAAUCAUUCACUAAGGGCAGAGGAUUUGGAGCGCUGCUUGGCUUGAAGGUUAUUCAGUGGAAAAUAGGAGGGACAUGGAUUCAAAUUCAGCAAGAGGCCAGGAAAGAAAGUGGCUGGCUACUAUCCUGAGCAUGCAAAGCUGCUUUCUGAAUCCACAUAACCCGGUAAUCUCACUUGGAGUGACUGUCCAGGGGAGCAGGUAGGGAUCUCCUGCACAGUCAUUUGUGAUCCUGGAAUGGGAGCCCUGUCUUCAGGACUGUCUCCCCAGAGUAGUUCACUGUGGUGCUGACGCUUUUGCAUUUUCAGCACCAGCAGGAUACUUCUGUAUUUGCCCAGGCCUUUGGUUUCUCUUUUAUUUCCUCAUUUAAAUCUGCUUUGAAUGCUGUUGAUGUUUACUUCUAUGUUGCUGCACUGCAAUUCCUCCCGUUAUUAUUAUUUGUUCGAUUCUAUUUAUGAAUUACUUCCUAUAAAGCACCUCAAAGCAGUUUAACAGCAGAAAGAAAGAAAGAACAAUUUGAAAUGCAGUGCAGCUAUAGAGUGUUUUUAUUAAAAGAGCUUUGUUUUUAUGUUUUUGUUUUUUAAGCUGCCCUGGAAGUUUCCUUGUAAAGUGAAAGGCAGGUGCCAACCUCAAAAGCCCCGAGCAGCUUAGAGCCACUUGCCCAGAGGUUGAGGUUCCCUUCCAAGGCCCAGCUGCUUGCCCCACCUCAGAGUUGGGCGAACUUUUUCCAGCCCAAGGGCUGCAUUCUUUUCUGGACAGCCCAGGGGCACUACCAGUGGUGGACAGUGGGUGGAGAAAUUAAUGUCCAAUUUACACUCAUGCAUCUUCUCUAUCCUCCAUCCAGACAAGGAAGAGACAUCCAAGUUCAAGGACAUAUUCCAAACAGGCAAAAUCAUUCAGUGAGGCUUCAGAGCUGGGCUGGUGAGGGGCAUGGUCUGGGGAAAGGGGCUGCAGCUUGAGGAGAGUUCUGAGAACCAGAUAGAGAAGCCUGGAGGGUUUACCCGCCAUCGAAAGAAGUUCACUUGCUGAGAACAAGGGGCAGGACCUUGUUGCGGUAGCCCCCAAGUUAUAGAAUUCCCUUCAUUGCCCCAUCCUUGAUGACGUUUUAGUCAACAGUGGAAAUGUCUGUGCCUUGAAGAGAUACAUUCUGCAACCUGUAAAUAUUAUGUAAAUUAAUCAAAUGGGCAUGCUUCCUGCCACUUUUAAUAUUUUGCAUAAUUCAGCCUGCUGUGGCGUGCCCGGAAGCUUUGUCCUUUCUUAGCUCUUAAUGGCUUUGCCCAAGUCAGCCCUCUCUGUCAGCCCCACUUGGUUCCCAAGCAAAAUUAUCUUUGCAAAGGCAGGAGGGAAGACGGCAGUGGGGUGCGAGGGGCUGCCUAGUUGAAGCAGAGACCUCAUGGGUCUCAUCCUUAAGGUCUGGACACACUGCCCCCUGGUCCUGAGAUGCCCGGGAGGGAUCGCUCCCAAGACUGGCAUAGAAAGAAACACAGAAUGUGUAGCCUUUCUUUUUCCAUUACUUCUGAAUUUUAUUAACCAAUGAAGAUUGGGUGGUAUUUGAUUCUCAGUUCUUUAUGCAUUUUUUUAUUGAUAAAUUGCUUUGACAUGUUUCAUAGGAAGUGAUCUGUAAAUGAAAUAACUUAUUAUCAUUACUUAUUUCAUUUCUAUACUGCAUUAUUUUUAUGGAAAAAAAUCUCAAACUUGGUUUACAACAUUUAAAAAACAACAACAAUCCAGAAUAAAACAUUAUUGAAGAAAGUCAAAUCAAUAGGAUUUAUCACUUUUUAUUCUGUUCCAGGAGCUCCGGAGCGCGUAGUGUUGGAUCCGCUGCCCGAGGUGGAGGUGGGUAAGGAGUAUAAUGUGACUUGCCGAGUUUUCAAUGUUGCCCCCAUCCGGAACCUCACCGUGACCUUGUAUCAAGGGGAGAGAAGGCUGUAUGUGGAGACCUUUGAGGACCACAGGAAUCCUGAAGCCGGCAGUGUUGUGGUGACAAGCAACAGCAUCACCGCUCAGCAGAAUGACCACGGGGAGGAAGUCACCUGCCGCGCAGUUCUGGACCUGAGGCCGGAAGGGCCCUUCUUGGAAAUGGAUUCCCUCAGCAAAUCGCUGGAGACUGUUGGUGAGUUCACAUCAGAGGCCCCACAUCCUCUAAAAGAAGUGGGCACAAUGGCAAAAGAAGCAGAUUCAUUGACUGCUAAUGGGCAUAAAUCCAAGCAGAAACUCUGGAGGUAAUGGAACCCCCCCUGCAUUGUCACUCCCCCAUACAGAUCCCCUUGGGUGUCAGAAAGGACACUCUUUCUUGCUUCUGUUUUGCAUCCAUGAUGGAUCUAUUUCAUUUUCAUUUAUGCAAUGGCAUUGUGGUGCAGACAGGGCUACUGUAUCUGCAAGGCUGGGGGUACUGAAUGAAACUGCAACUGGUUGUAAUCUUUUUGGUAUAGGUGGCUACCUGUAAUUUUGCUUAUGAUUUAUUUCCAUAUGCCGCAAACCAGAGAGGGCAGUAAGUCCAUGGAAGCCAACUAACACCGAAGCCAACUGAGCAGGCUUGAUGUUCAUUGGGCUGGUUGGAUAUCUUUACUGCCUUCCUUUGUUUUUUGGGAAAGCUCACUUGUUUUAACUUCUGCAAACCUCUAGUUUAUUUCUUCAGUAGCUUUGUUUUCAUUUCUGUUGGCAUCAGUGGUCACUGCCUGUUUAUGGGAGUGAUAUCUCUUUUCAUAACUGAUAUGAUUUCUUUCAUGGUUUUCACAGUUUUCCCCAUGGACCCAUAUCUUCAGACUUUGGGCUCUGUAGAGAUCAAUACUAGCAUGCCUGUGGAAUGUGAGGUGUCUGGACUUUUUCCGGUUCAAAAGGCAGCGUUUCAGCUGUUCUUUGCAGGGGAGAGAUUGAACUCCAGCAACCACAUAUCGGGGCACAAAGUGAGUGCCCAGGCUCAGGUGACCUCAAUAUCAGCAGGAGAACAUCAGUUGAUCUGCAUUGUCUCUCUGGGGCCAGUGACCAAAACUGCAGAGAGUACUGUGAAUGUUUACAGUGAGUAUCAUAUCUGGAUUUCAUAGAAUCAAAAUUGUAGAGUUGGAAAUGACCCGAGGAUCAUCUAGUCCAACCGCCUGCAAUGCAGGAAUCUCAGCUCAAGCAUCCAUGACAGGUGGCCACCCAACCUCUGCUUAAAAACCUCAAAUGAAGGAGAGUCCACCACCUCUCAUGUUUCGCUGUCAAACAGCUCCUACUAUCAGAAACGUAUUCCUGAUGUUUAGUCGGAAUCUCCUUUCUUGUAACUAGAAACCAUUGGUUCAGGUCCUAGCCUUGGGAGCAGGAGAAAACAAGCUUGCUCCAUCUUCCAUGUGACAGCCCUUUAGAUAUUUCAAGCUGGCUAUCAUAUUUCUUCUUAGUCUCCUCUUCAGCAGGCUAAGCCUGAGCUCAUUCCACCAGCAUUUGUUGGCCCACCACCUAUAAAGCACAGUCCUUUGCAGUGGGGCUGCCAGGCAUAGGCCUUCCCUGCAUGCCUGUCAAAAUGACAGACAUUUGGCUCCCAUUAGUUAACAGCCUUUCAACAUGCAAUUCUAGGGAACAGAGUCUGGCCAACGUCUCCACACCAAGAGGGGGAUGAUGUAUGGGUUGAGCAACAGACUGGAGCUUUCCUGCCUGUCCAAAAAAGCAUCUAGGUCAGUUUGUCUGGCCCAGCUGGAUGCUUCCAGGAAGCCCACAAACAGUAGGGAAAAGAAACAGCUUCCCCUGCCCCUCCUGUUUGUCCCUAGCAUCUGGUACCCUGCCUGGCACAGGUACACUGCCUCUACAGGGAGUGGGUGGCGCUGUGGCCUAAACCACUGAGCCUCUUGGGCUUGCUAAUCAGAAGGUCAAAUCCGCAUGAUGGAGUGAGCUCCCGUUGCUCUGCCCCAGCUCCUGCCAACCUAGCAGUUUGAAAGCAUACCAAUGCAAGUAGAUAAAUAGGUACUACUGCAGUGGGAAGGUAAAUGGUGUUUCUGCAUGCUGUGGCUUCCAUCAUGGUGUUCCAUUGUACCAGAAGUGGUUUAGUCACGCUGGCCAUAUGACCCAGAAAACUGUCUGUGGACAAACGCCGGCUCCCUCAGCCUGAAGCAAAAUGACUGCCGCAUCCCAUAGUCGCCUUUGAUUGGACUUAAGCGUCCAGAGGUCCUUUAUCUAUUACCUGUUACCUUUUUUACACUGCCUCUAAGCAUGGAGAGCUCUAAGCUAUUUCACCAUCAUGGCUAAAACCUGCCAAUUUACCUCAAGCCUAUUUUAAAAAUUCACCAAAAUUUUUAACUUGAUAGGGUUUAGCUCAUGGUGUAAUAAUUAUAGUCAGUCAAGCAAUCUAGAUAUGUAAUGGCUGUUCUGCUACAUUCUCUUGCAGGUUUGCCCAAACCCACCCUGCACAUUGACCACCCCCAAAUCCCUGUCAACACAAAUGUGUCAGUUAUGUGCAGGUCUGAUGGCUCCAAGUCCCCUGGUGUUGUCAUGCGCAUCAGUGACACCAAGGAGAUCUUACUAUCCGGAGAUGGUCCUUCUCUGCAGUAUUCACUGACGGCCCAGGAAGAGGAUAAUGGGAGGCAAUUCAUGUGCAAAGUGGAGCUGAAAGUUGAUGGGCACUCGGUUGUGAAAGAGACAGCUGCAAAUCUCACUGUCUUCUGUGAGUAGGAAAUGCUCUUCUGAACAAUAUUUUAUUUCUAGAGAUUCAGAACUCUUCGCAUUAUGCAACAAAGAAUAAAUAAAUUAUGCAGUGGGAAUGAAUGAUCCAACCUGUGCAGCUUGUUGUCCAUAUAUAUAGGCCUAGUUCUGCGUGAGGCAGCUUGUGCUUGGACUGUACCACUUCAGACUGUAGACAGGGGCUCACAUGACUGAGAGCUAUCUUAUACAUGGUGGUUGUUGAUUUAUUUAUAUUCCGAUUUUUCUCCUGACAGAACUCAAGGCAGCUAACAGAUAAAAAUAAGAACCACUAAAAACACAGGAAAAAAACCCCAAUCAUUAAAAAAACAAUUAAACAUUGGUAGAAUUAAAACCGCACACACACAAUUAAAACAUACAAAUAAUUACAACAAAAACAGCACAACAAUCAAUCCCUGCACUUCAAAAACAGGCCUGGCCUUCUCCCGUAUAUGCUGGUUUUUAAUCUUUUGUUUGCAUCAUGUAGCACUGAGUCAUGUCAGCCCCCACUAUCGCCUGCCUUCUAAAGUGGUGCAGACCAAAUAUAGAUAUAGCUCAUCAUUGGGAUCAGUGUGAUAUAUGCACAAUUUGUGGGGUUAAUUAUUGUGUAAGGUUAAUUAAUUAAUUUCCAUGAAUGAGAAAAUAAGGGUUAGGGAAAUUGCUUGAGAAGCCGGCCUAUAAAACGGGAGGUUAUUCUUGGAAGCCAUCAGGUCUUUCCUACCCAAGCACAGGUCCUAUAGCCGUAAUUUUUCCCAGUGUAAGUUCCCAAUGCAUUUUCUCAAAUCUUGGAUCCACUUACACAACCUGAUCAACUCCUGAUUAUUCACAUCUGAUGUGAUGUUCGAUGCUGGGAGGAUUGUGUUUGGAUGGCCGGUUCUUUUUAAAGAGUGAAACCAGGGGCAGGGAGGGGCUGAUUCAGACCCGUGCCAUUUAGCUGGGAGUGUGUUAACCUCCCUCCCUCAACCAUUUCAUUGGUCCAAAUUGUCCCAGUGAGAGAUACUAAAUGGUGCGUGCAAGGGAUAUACUAGUACCUAUGAGUGUGUGUGUGUGUGUGUGUGUGCCCCCUCCAGUGCUGUGGUUCAAUCCCACCCCACCCCCUCCUGUGGUUUAUUUUAGCAUGUUUUCUUUAAGAAGAAAUAAUAAUUGUAGGACCGGAUUAUGGAUGUUAACUCUUGGCAUCAUAUCUGUUUUGACCCUGAAUGUAUGAACUGAGCUCAGCUGAAAUGCAUUUUGUGAUCUGAAGCGAUACGACAUUUCCGUCUGUGGUGCUUGGCCUCUGGUGGUUUAUUCACACAUGCAUCAUGCAGUGAAUACGGAUGCAUGGACUAGCCUUGGGAUUCUCAAGUUGCUGUGCAAGCUGCUAGACUGGAGCACCCAGGUGGCUUCUAGGAUCCAUGAGCAUCCUGUGCACGCUGCCUAAAGGGCACAAGAUUACCACCAAAUCUUAUGCGGUUUUGCAAUGAUGAAAUAAGAUGCUGCAAUUCAUCCCUUAUGGCCAAGGCAAAACAACCACGUUUGUCUUCUCCAUUCCAGAUGCGCCCCAAAUGAGUGAUUCUAGCUGCCCUGAUAAGUUGACCUGGAAGGACGGCAGUGAAGAGACCUUUAUCUGUUCAGCCUCAGGAAACCCACCACCAACUGUUGAAUGCAGGAAAGAUGAGGUGUCGUACAACAUUGGGAUACAGCAGCAAGUCACAAAAGAGCAUGGUGGCAUCUAUCAUUGCAAUGCCACCAAUGCCUACGGAUUUGAUGUAAGAGAUGUGAUCAUACACAUUGAAUGUAAGUUAACCUCCUUGUCCAAAUCGUCUUCCAAUGAAACACACACACACAAACACACACGAGAAGGAGAGAGAGAGAAAGAGAGAGACUCACAUGGUUUGGAUUUGUAGCAGACUGCCAAGAAUGUGGAAUUAUUUAAAAUUACUCUGCUAAAAAGCAGGACCAAAAUGUAGGUUAUAAAUUGAUCCCAAGGAGGCCAACAGAGAGAAUCUUCCUCAAUCUUUCUGGAUUGGAGAUAGUACACAGCUGGAUAUGGGAUGCCAAGCCGAGCCAGGCCACUGGCCAGGUUUUCUAACAACCCGCAGGCAUUAAUUGCACAGGUCCAAUGGAAAGACUCUUUUGGGUUUUGAUGUGAGUGCUGUUGAAAUCUUGCACACGCUUGUUGGCUCGCUGAACAGCUUUUGUCAGGUGCCAGCCUCUGGAAGUCGCAUAUUCUCAGCCUCAAAAAUCAGAGACGACAGUGGACCAACAUAAAAGUGUGCACUUACCACAGGUAAUAGUGAUGCCUUCAAGUUCCCAAAUCAGUGGACUUGACUCUUCUGACACUUGCUCCUGUGUUCCCUUUGAUAGGCCAGUGCUUCAUAACCUCCAAUUUGUGUGUAGCCUACACAAAAUUCCACUUUUGGAAAUGUGCAGAUUAGCUCAAUUGUCUUAGCAUUUCAAUUUGCAACCAGACUUCCAACCCUUAAAAUACCAGGAACUUCCAGAAAGCAGCUAGUUUUGGAGGAAUAGUCACAUCUAGCAUUCAACAGCAACACAAGUGUAGGAAUCACCAGAGGUCUUAAAGCUAGCGAAAGAGGCAAGAAUCUCUGUGGUCCACUGGUCCAGGCUCAUUUACUUGAGCUUUUGGUGUUUAGCAACCUACAUGUCCUUUCAAUCAUGAGGGCUUGAAUUUUGCCCUUUAAAAAGCAAAGCUGUGUGUGUUCUGCAGAUUUGCAGCCCUGCAGAAUUCUUAGGCCCAUAACCUUAACCCACUUGUCUUUGCCUUUCACAGCUUACCAGCCUGACAUCCUUGGAAUCAUAAUUGGGAUUCUCUGUGUAGUGUUUAUUUCUUCUGCAGUAGGGGUGGCUUAUUACAUGCACUACAGAAGUAAGAUCAAGAAGUAUCACCUAAGACGGCGGCAGCAGCAAGUAACGGGAAGCCCCAUGGAGCAAAAGUGCCUGAAUGGCAACGUAUAGUCUGUGAAUGUUUAAGUGGACAGGUGGCUGCUAUAAACUGAAGAGGAACUUGAGCCCAUGCCAGCAAGUUGCAGUUGUUAUUCAGGUUCAUCCUCCCCACUUAGCCAGUGAUCAGGGGGAGAAAAUGGGAAAGCAUUCUUGAGAUGCUGAACAACUGAUGGGCAGUGCUCCAACUGGACUUUGUCUUAAGGAGUGUGAAUGGUUUCUGCACUUUCAGAAAAAGACUUGUGAUCAGAAACUUGUCCCUUUUAUGUUUUCUUAAAACCUUCUCUUCCAUCCAAGCCUUGGAAUCUUGAAGUUUUGAGAACCGGAAUGUUGGACUCUCAUGCUUACACGUCAGGAGGGGGUAAAAGCUGCCAGAGCAUAAGCUUUGAGAGAUAGCUGACAACAUUCAGUUACUCAGUAAGAAGCAACACAAAGAGUUCAGGCAGGUGUGUUGAAGGCGGAAGGAUGGAAGAGCCUCAUUAAGGAUGGACCAUUUCCCCAGCAAUGGAUGCUUUCAGAACUUAGAUUUUCAUUCCUGCAGUGUGAAAUGAAGUGUCUGCCUGGAUCCUUCACCUCGCCCCACUGGGACUAUAAGCCGGCAAGAUCAUGAUUGCAUUUUGCAUUGUGAAAACAACUGUCUCCUUCUUGGACCAUCCAAGCUCUUCCAGGGUGCAAUCUGGCACCAGUUGGGUCUUAAAGGAAAGCCAAGAUUCUUAUGUGGUGGCAUAGUCAACAUAAAAUGGUUUUUUAUCAUGACCCAUGAACUCAGGAUUCUCUUCUUUAAAGAUACUACAUGUCAUAACUCGUAAGAAAACUUGUCUUUUUCAGUGUCAGGCCAGGCUGAAGUCUUUAAUGUGAAGGAUAUGAGAAUGGUUUAAAAAUAAUGUAUGCUUUUAAAUGACUGCUGAAAAAUGCUGGGUCAUGUGUUUCCACAUGCUCAGUUUUUCCACACUUCCCCAAGUUUAAAGUGUCAUUUUUGCACAUGUGGCUCAAAGCCACAUUUAUAUGUAAAAACACCAACAAAAUCUGCUUUGUGAAUUAUGCUUUAUGGGUGUAUGCCUAAAAUGUAUGAAAUGGUCUACAUACAUUAGAAUAGGAGGAAAGCGCUCUUGCAGAACCUUGAACUUGUCAUCUAGAUUUUUUAAAAGGACUCCUUGUUUUAAAUCUAACCUUGUAUAGGAGAAUUACGCCACUGUUUCAAAAAUCUUUGAGCUUCUAUUCUGGAGGCUGAGCGCCCAAACAGCAAGUGAAUUGAAGGGACUGCAAGUUAAUUUUCUUGCAUCAAAACCUAGCAAGUCAUUCUCAAUGAAUUUAUUUUUAUGUUCUUGUCUUAUUGCCUGGAGAAUAAAAUUGUUUGUUAAAUUCUGUUCAUGCCAUCUCCUGAAUGAAUGAAACUUUCACUGCAGCAUGGUGAGUCUCUGUUACCAGGAAGAACUGCAGACUGCUAACAGUAUGUGGGACACGGUGUCUUCUGAGAGGCAGACGGCAUAUGCUGUGAUUAUGCUUCCUUAGCUGCUCUGUCAGUUAUCAUGCAACCAUAUAUAAAAAUGGGAAUGCUCUGAAUUUAAAAUUCAAGGAGAUUUCACUAUUAUUAUUCUGUAGACUUUCCAUAGCUUAGACAUGAGAGAUUUUUAAUAAUAGUAAUAAUUAAUAACAAGAAUAAUUUAUUAUUUAUACCCCACCCAUCUGGCUGGGUUGCCCCAACUACUCUGGGCGGCUCCCAACAAUUAAAAGCACAAUAAAAUUUUUAAGAGGUUUAACCCCGCAAAUAAGUCAUAGAAUCGUGUAACUGUAGAGUUGGAAGGAAUCCUGAGUGUCAUCUAGUCCAACCACCUGUCAGUAAAAGAACACCUGGGAGGCACUGAUACACCAACUUUCUAAAGUGGCUUCAUGCGUAUUUCAAGGCUGGAUUGCUGCAAUGCUGUAUGUGGGGCUUCGCUGGCACUUGGUCUGGAAGCUGCAAGACAGUGCAGGAUGCUGCAGCACAAUUGCUGGCAGAAGAGACGCCUCGUCAGCAUAGAGCACCUCUGCUCAGAGAUCUGCGCUGGUUGCCUGCUCGCUACCAGGCCAAGUUCAAGGUGUUCCUAUUAGCAUAUAAAGUCCUUAACAACUAGGGAUCAGUUUACAUCUGAGAUCAUCUUGCCCCACAUAUGACCGCUUGACCACUUCUGUUGGCAGAACUGGCACCUUCACAGAGGCUGCACAUGACCCACAUCUGUCAGCACUUGAUUUUUUAGUGUGGCAGCACUAACACUGGAACGCCCAGCCUCUUGCUCUCAGGCACCUUCACUGUAGUCCUUUCAGCACCUGCUGAAGAUGUUCUUAUUUAGACAAGCCUACCCACAUAUUCUGAAAGUUUGUCUAUUUUACUGUAUAUUCUUCUGUAUAUUUUAAAUUAUGGUUGUUAAUUUUUUUAAGAGAUAAUUUUAUUGUUCUAUCUUUUUUUGUAAACCACUUUGGGGUUUCCUACAGUCAAGCAGUAUAUACAUUUUAUGAAAUAUGUAAAUAAAAUUAAUAAAUGGGGAGGCAUGGAGAGGGAGGGGGAAGCCCUGUUGUUAUUUUAAAAAUUGUUUUAUUAAACAUUUUCUUGGGUUACAUAAGUACAUACAGUGUCUCUGUUUCCAGUUUUCUGUUUUCUUUUCUACAGAUCGUUUAUAUUUGAUGUGAGACAGUAACGUUUUAGAAAAGAUAAGGUUGGGAAAAGCCCUGUUAUGCAUGUGGAAGGCCUUGCCUAGGACUUCUGCUGAUGGAACUCAUCAGCUGCAUCCUGCCCAGGGUCUUACACCUGCUCCUGCUGCCCCUGAAAAGGAGCCAAAAAAUCCUGAAACCACAUCACCUGCAGGGCCUAAUUUUGGGGCAACCUAUGAUGUGAGCAUUCAAUCUUCUGGCUGUAUUACAAUUAUUUUUAUUCAAGGAAAUAAACAUCUAUCUGACUUUUAGAAGAC
Podarcis lilfordi (Lilford's wall lizard) is the source of this 31948-nucleotide messenger RNA. The record is from the annotation of a GenBank genome assembly. Lineage: Eukaryota; Metazoa; Chordata; Lepidosauria; Squamata; Lacertidae.